AUGGAUUCUGGUAUGUCGUGGGCUGACCAAUGGGACAACAACCCAGACCCAUCCCCGACAUCAGAGAAAGACAAGAAGAAGAGCAAGGACGACGAGUCAGAAGAUAAGAGCAAAUUUGGAAAGACCGUGAUGAACUUUAAAUGGGUGAAAGAACUUCGCAAAAAAACAAGCAAGACAUAA
Vigna umbellata (rice bean) is the source of this 180-nucleotide messenger RNA. RefSeq lists its product as uncharacterized. Lineage: Eukaryota; Viridiplantae; Streptophyta; Magnoliopsida; Fabales; Fabaceae. The record is from RefSeq and is a predicted model, not a curated record.